AUGGAUCCAGCUACUCAAUCGUUUAAUCCAUUUACUCAACAGCAGUCACAGGGUUAUUUGAGUCAAGUACCAGAUGAAGACCAAGAAGAGAUGAAUGAAAAUGGUGAUAGUCUAAGUUCACCCCCGUUAUCACCAAAUGAUCCGGAAAAAAGUGGAACACACGAAGGAUCGAAUGAUGGUGUGGAAAUUGAUGAAGGUCCUGCUUCACCUGCUAUUUCUGAAUCUGAACAAUUGUUAUCACCAGCAGUCGUAGAAACACAAGAUGAUCGUGUUGAAUAUGACAUUGAACAACAAAGUCAAGUAUAUGAUCACAUUCCGAGUGAUAACGAAAUUGAAGAAGAAGAGGAACAAGCAGAACCAGAUGGGGAACAAGCAGAGCCAGAUGAGGAGCAAGCAGAACCAGAUGAGGAGCAAGCAGAACUAGAUGAGGAGCAAGCAGAACUAGAUGAAGAACAAGCAGAACCCGAUGUGGAACAAGCAGAACCAGAUGAGGAGCAAGAAAUAGUUUCGCGUACUCAACAACAACAACAACAACAACGUCGACGUGUUCAAAUAAUGGAUGAUUCGGACGCAGAAGAUGAUGAAGCAAAUAAAGAAGAAGAAACAUCAGUACAAAAAGAUAAAAAACAAAAUUUUCUUAAACAGUUUACGACACCAGCUGUUAAUGAUGCAUCAAAAAAACGGAAAAAACAGCGAAGUGAUGAGAUCGAUGGAAAACGGAAACACCAAUAUAAACGUCCUCGGCAUUCGAGUGAUGCCGAUGAAGAAGAACAGCAUCCAGAAGAAGACGAAUCAGAAAUACAAAACAAUGAUAAAGAAUCGGAUGUAGAAGAUGUUGUCGAAGAUAUAUUUGGAAAAGAAGCAACAGGUGACGAGGAUCAAGAAAAAGAAGAAGUCGAACAAGCAUCAGAUGAAGAGCAGGAAGAAUUAGAAGCAGAUUUAGCCGAUUUGACGACGGAAAAACAAGAUGAAGAAGAAAAUGAACUUGAUCAACAACAAGCAGGAACUUAUGAUAAUGAAGAUGAUGAGGAACAAGACGAAGGCUUUGAACGAAAGAAAGAGUUUGUUAAACCAAAUGAUAUUGAUGAUAUUGAUAUUGAUGUUAUUUUGGAGAGAAAAGCUGAAAAACGUCGUGGUAAAAAACGUCGUAAAAAUGGUGAUGUUGAUUUAAGUAAUAAUAAUGACGAUCAACUCGUGGCGAAAUUGAUUGACAAAAUGAGAAUAGCUACCGAAGAAGAUCGUAUUUUUAAUAAAAGUCGUCAACCUGCAACAGCGAAACUGUUAUUAUUGCCAGUUGUUGAGCAACAAUUGUACAGAGCCGAUUUAACUGAUACAUUUCUUGAAAGUGGUUUGUUGGACGUUAUGAAAGACUGGCUUAGUCCAUUGCCUGAUAAAAGUUUACCCAAUAUCAAAAUUCGUGAAUCAUUCAUUAAAAUAUUACAACAAAUGGGAACAAUAUCGGCUUAUCUAUUACGUAAAAGUGGCAUUGGCAAAGCGUUAAUGUUUUUGUAUAAACAUCCACGCGAAACUCAAACAAAUAAAAUUAAACUAAUCAAAAUUAUACAUGAUUGGGCUCGACCAAUAUUUCAUCUUGAUACAGAUUAUAAACUAUUGUCACGAGAAGAACGUCAACUACGUGAUCAAGCAUCACAAUUAAAGAAAAAUUUGACAUCAUCUCGUACAACAAAAACAAGAAAUGCCGAUGUUGAUUUACCAUUUUCAAAUGAUCAACUACAAGAUGAAGAGCCGGAUGCUGAUGAUGUUGCUUGUCCACGAGCUCGUGUGCCACGACCAUCGACAAAAGAUUACGUUGUUCGACCAACGUCGACUGUUGAUUAUUCCGAUAAAAAGGUAUUCAUAAGAAAUGUUUUGGGACUACAACUUGAAAUUUGUUCACAAGCACCCUUAACUGGAUUUUUUCGAAAUGGAUAUUGUGCAACAUGUCCUGAAGAUUUUGGCGUUCAUACCGUUUGUGCACAAAUGACAGACGAUUUUUUAAAUUAUACAAAACAACAAGGAAACGAUUUAUCUGCACCUCAAGCACAUUUUCCCGGUUUAAAAAGUGGUGAUCGAUGGUGUUUGUGUGCUGAACGAUGGAAAGAAGCAUUUCAAGCUAAUUUGGCACCACCACUCUUCUUGAAAGCCACACAUUACAACACGUUGGACAUUAUAUCAAUAGAAAAUUUAGUAUCAAAAGCACUAGAUAAUCACUGA
Messenger RNA from Didymodactylos carnosus, 2214 nucleotides. The record is from the annotation of a GenBank genome assembly. Lineage: Eukaryota; Metazoa; Rotifera; Eurotatoria; Philodinida; Philodinidae.